Messenger RNA from Sitodiplosis mosellana (orange wheat blossom midge), 965 nucleotides. RefSeq lists its product as uncharacterized. The transcript is spliced from 2 exons. NCBI's taxonomy places the organism in Eukaryota, Metazoa, Arthropoda, Insecta, Diptera, Cecidomyiidae. The record is from RefSeq and is a predicted model, not a curated record. Bases 406 to 846 code for a protein of 146 amino acids.
UGAUGCCAUCGCCAUUGGGUAGGCACUGGAAGGACUACAUUCGGCAUCGACUCAAAAUGACGGAACGUGGCAUUGCCGUGUAUACGACAGACAAAUACACGAGACUGAAUUUUGAUAAGUACGUUCGAUCAAACAGUGUGACCGAUAGCAUAGCCGGAAUGUUGAUCAACCAUCAGCCAUCACUUAUGCGUUUUGGAGCUGCUCAAAUGUCGCCCAGUUCACCUAUCGGCAUCAAAAUGACACUGCGUUGCCCGGGCAAUCGGAAGAUGUUACGGAGCUACAAAAAGUGUCCUGGUUGUGUGGUUAAUAUGGUCGACGAGUAUUUCACUUCUCAAACAUGUGCCAAGUGCUUUGGCCGUUUGGGAUCGACGCACGAAACGACAUCGGUUCAAAGUGGUACAAGCAAUGCUGCCAUCAAUGAUCUUGUGCAAGGUCAACAAACGAAAGAUGAGGCAAGAGAAGCUGAAAGUGUUUUUGCUCGAGAAAGAAGCGGAAGAGGGCAACGGAAAUCCAGCGGUUGGAAAUGAUGUCCCACAUCCAGAUCAACUAAAUCCAGAUUUACUCCCAAAUUUAGCGAUCUACUAUAAAACAUGGCAGGUAAAUGGGUCUAGUGGAAUUUUGGAAUACGUGAACGUCAAUCGAGCCGAUGAUAUGGAAGUUGUUGAGCCACGAGCACACAAGACGACAUGGCAUCGUGACAUAGCCGCUGCAAAAUGUACCCUGAUCAAAGGACACUGUGACUUGUUUGGGUUUCCGUUACCCGAAACAUUGCAGGGACCAUCUAACCAGCAUCAUACAUCGUCGUUCACGCCAUUCACAUUGAAUAAUUUAAAUAUUAAAAUAUAACAUUAUGUUUCCAUCCGCUAUGCCUGAUUGUUGUGGUAUAGUAGGCGUAACUCGAAAGAGGCCAGAAGUACUCAUGUAACGGUCAAUUUAUGUUGUUCGGGAUAAAUUUAAUCCGAGGG